This is a messenger RNA of Aspergillus versicolor CBS 583.65, 3495 nucleotides long. RefSeq lists its product as uncharacterized. Gene Ontology annotation, biological process: nucleoside metabolic process. Bases 292 to 3495 code for a protein of 1067 amino acids. The transcript has 4 exons. The record is from RefSeq and is a predicted model, not a curated record. Lineage: Eukaryota; Fungi; Ascomycota; Eurotiomycetes; Eurotiales; Aspergillaceae. Gene Ontology annotation, molecular function: protein binding; catalytic activity.
UUUCGAUACCGGAGUGUUCACCACAGGUCCAUUUACUGGUAUCUGAGAAUUGUUGCCUCGAUAUCAGCAUCAUACCUUGACCAAUGGUGAUAGGCUAGACAAUCGAAAUAUCUGCGAGAAGGCUUGCCAGAAAAAAGCAAUGCAAUCUGACAGCCCAUGCGCCACCGCUGAGUUGGCAACAGCCAUGCAUAAAGGCCACCUACCCCUCUCAGCUGGCAGUCGACAAGGCCAACUUGAAAUAAUCACUUCCUCACGGUCCUUUGCUCCCAUUCCGCCUACCACACGUUCAAAAUGGCAAAACGCAAGAGACAUGGUACCAACCCAGAGUCCGCACAGCGGAAGCGACCCCGGAAUAGCAGCACCAAGAGCAAUGGGGACUCGCACGAAAAGCCUUCAAAACAGCUGGAAGAUGACACUCCAUGCUCCGGCACAUGCAACAAACGAUCGCCGUCGAUGUAUCCCAACGAAAUGUACACGGUAGCCUGGGUGUGCGCUCUAAGCAUCGAGCUGGCAGCGGCAAAGGGAAUGCUGGACGAGACACACGGCCAACCUCAGUCGCAGCCUAACGGCGACCCAAACACAUAUACCCUCGGUCGUAUCCACGAGUUCAACGUCGUGAUCGCGUGUCUCCCAGCAGAUGGAUACGGAACAUGCUCUGCUGCCAACUUGGUAGGGACGAUGUGGACAACGUUUCCGAACCUGAAAAUCGGCCUGUUCGUUGAAAUCGGCGCGGCCAUUCCUUGGUUCAGCGGGGAUUCGAUUCGAGAUAUCCGGCUGGGCGACGUUGUGGUUGGUACGCGUAUUGUUGACUACGAGAUGAGAAAGAGAUACGAUGGAGGUAUGGUGAAGAAUACAGGGCAUCCGGAAAAGCCAUCGAAGAUACUGCGUUCCGCUAUCCAGGCACUCAAGGCUGAUCAUCAGACAAAAUCGUCCAAGAUAACCCAGUAUAUCGACGGUAUGACCCAGAGGUAUGCAGAACGAGGUGCCUUUACAUACCCAUUGGGCAUCCCCGAUCGACUAUGUGAAGCGUGUUUGUCUGGUGGCAAAUGCGCCGGCGGAGGAAAGGCUACAAAACCACAGUCCCGUCCCGAUCGUCCUGACAAACAUUCGCGAAUCCAUUAUGGGGUCAUUGCGUCGGGGAAUACACUGUGCAGGGACCGCGACUUCAGGGAGGAGAUGCAGAAGAAGUUCGACGCCAUAUGCUUCGAUAUGGAGGCAGCUGGGGUCAUGAAUAACUUCCAGGGUCUUGUCGUCCGAGGAAUAUCCGACUAUGCGGAUUGCCACAAGAACGAUGACUGGCACUCCUACGCUGCAGCUUCUGCGGCAGGGUACGCUAAAUUGCUGUUGUCCUACGUUCCUCUGAAUGUGAAGCACGCAGGAAGUCUGGGGUACGGAACAACCAGGGCCCCUGAACAUGGGGUACAGGAGAUGAAAGUUCUUGACUGGAUCAGUAAGGAAACAUUUGAGUCUCGCCAUGUUGAUCACCUCAACCGUCUCCAGCCGGAUACUGGCGACUGGUUCCUCAGGUCCAGGCAAUUCAAGAGGUUCGUCGGAGGUAUCGUGACACGCCUUUUCUGCCCUGGGAUGCCUGGAGCAGGGAAAACGAUGAUCAGCACGCUCGCUAUCGACUUUCUGCGUAGAGAGUAUCAGCAAGACCCGAUGGUUGCAGUUUGCUUUCUGUACUUCGACUACCGAAUCAAAUAUGAUAACGUCACCGAGCUUCUUGCCAUUAUCCUACGACAGCUGGCGGCACAGAAGCUUCCACUGGCUGAACCCGUGCGGUUACUGUUCGAGAAGUACGGCAUCCGGGACAGCAAACCGCCGUUGAAGGAGCAUAUAUUGACGUUACAGGCGGUGUUGCUUCAGUGGAAGACAGUAUUUCUAGUGGUGGAUGCUAUAGAUGAAUGUCCGUCCUCCAACAGUACACGGCAGGCAUUUCUAGAGGAUCUCCACGCUAUCCAGGCCAAUUCAAAGCUCAGAAUAAUGAUUACCAGCCGCCCAAACCCUGAUAUAGUUGGGGUAAUGAAGUACGGCGGAGCAAGGUUUCUGGAAAUCAGAGCUAGAGAUGAGGAUGUAAAGGCAUACAUCAAGGGUCGGCUUCGGAAAUCAGACGGCCUGGCGGGACAAAAUUCGAAGCUUCAACGCAGAAUUAAACGGCAAAUCACAAAUGCCGCAGACGGAAUGUUCUUACUUGCCCAACUCUACAUUGAUCGUCUAAGCCACCUCAGAGUACCUAGAAUGAUUGAAGAUGCGCUUACAGAACUCCCGCAGGGAACCAACGUGUAUUCUGAUGCUUUUGACCAGGCAAUGCAUCGGAUCGAAAGCCAAGUCACAGAAAAUAAGGAAUUGGCGAAGAAAGCAUUGUCAUGGAUCACCAAUGCCACCCGCCCGCUGAGCAAGAAGGAGCUGCAGCAUGCUCUUACACUCAGGCCAACAGAUAUUGUCUUCCUCAAAUCCGGCAUGCCACAGAUGGACCAUAUCCUCAGCGUGUGCAUUGGCCUUGUCGUAUUGGACAAAGAAAGUGGCACUGUUAGGCUGGUCCAUUAUACUGCGCAGCAGUACUUUGAAGACAAGUCGGGUCAGUGGUUUGAGGACGCGAAAGUAACCAUUGCGAAGACUUGUCUACAAUAUCUAUCGCUGGACGAUUUCCGUGGCCAACCUGGCAUAGACGAGAUAAAAAGCCAUUACGAUCGGCGACGAUAUCACCUUUACAAUUACUCAGUAAAGAACUUGGCAUAUCAUCUUCGAGGCACCUUGCCACAGCUAGGUAGGGAACUGAUGCAGUUUCUGACCCACGACAAGUUGACAGAUACCUUCGCCAACGAACUUUUUUACUCUAACUCAGAUAGACUGUACACCUCGCCGUGUCACAUUGCUGCAGCUCUUGAUCUUGAUGGCACUAUCAGUGAGCUGCUCAAGGACGGGCACAACGCCAACGCCCCAGAUCGCAACUCUAGAUCUCUCAUCUACUGGGCCGUCGAGAAAGGUCACUUUGACGUCGUCAAAGCCCUGCUCGAUUCUGGUGCUAGUGCAAACUCCAAAGGGCCCUUGGGGGAAACAUUGCUGGCAAUUCCGGCCGAAGAUGGGCGUAUCGACCUGGUGCGAUUGUUACUCUCGCGGGGCGCCGAUCCAACGUUAUGCGAUUUCCACAACAGAACCCCAAUUCAUUAUGCUGUAUCAAGAGGGCACUAUGCGAUCACAAAAUUGCUGCUGCAGGAAAGCGUUGCUGCUGACCUUCCGCAGCAGGCGAGCCUUCUGGCCGGGGCAGCAGAGGUUAGGGGUGGCCGUUGUCUCGACCUUCUUAUCGAACAAGGAUGUAAUGUGAAUCAUGUUGACUCUGAUGGGAACACGCCACUGCGUUCUGCGGUUGAAAGCAAAUCUGUCACGGCCGUCAAGCGUCUACUCCAAAAGGGCGCAUCCGCCGAUCUUGUUGAUGAGGAAACACUGGAGUCUGCGUCUAAGGAGAUGGUAAAGCAGCUGAAGGCAGAGGUAUGA